Messenger RNA from Vicia villosa (hairy vetch), 396 nucleotides. RefSeq lists its product as uncharacterized. The transcript has a single exon. Lineage: Eukaryota; Viridiplantae; Streptophyta; Magnoliopsida; Fabales; Fabaceae. The coding region runs from base 1 to 396 and encodes 131 amino acids. The record is from RefSeq and is a predicted model, not a curated record.
AUGGAGCAUUGCAAUUCGGCCAUUACACCAUGUGAGGCAAGGCUACAACUGUUCAAGAGUGAGGAUGAGCAAGAUGUGGAUCCAACUCAAUAUAGGAUAUUGAUUGGAUCAUUGCGUUAUUUGUGCAAUACACGAUUGGACUUGGCAUUUAGUGUUGGUAUUGCUAAUAGAUUCAUAGAGAGGCCUAAGGUGUUUCAUAUGGCAGCGGUCAAGAGGAUCCUUAGAUAUGUUAAAGGAACUCUUGGUUGUGGAAUUCUCUUUCCGGCAUUGGUACGAGCCGAAAAUGUGAUUUACUUGGUUUCACCGAUUCCAAUUGAUGUGGUGAUAAAGAUGAUAGAAAAUCAACUGAUGGAUACAUCUUUAUGUUUGGUAGGACUCCAAUCUCUUGGUGUUUGA